Molecule: messenger RNA, 2620 nt
Organism: Parus major (Great Tit)
Lineage: Eukaryota; Metazoa; Chordata; Aves; Passeriformes; Paridae
Product: protein-lysine methyltransferase METTL21E-like
Exons: 5
Coding region: 24-794 (256 amino acids)
Biological process (GO): peptidyl-lysine methylation
Cellular component (GO): cytosol; cytoplasm
Molecular function (GO): protein-lysine N-methyltransferase activity
Source: RefSeq, a predicted model, not a curated record
AGAUUCAGGGUUUGUGGCAUAGUAUGGAUUUGACAUCAUCACAGCAUAAUCAUCUACAAAAUCAAUGGGUCAGAGAAUUUGAAAGACAAGAAGGGGAAAAAGAAGAUGAACAGAUAGUUGCAGAAAUCAUGGGGAGGCGUUUUUUUCCUGAUCUUAUAGCUUAUAAGACCUGGGAGGGCUUUCACUUUGCUGGCCAUGAGAUAAGAAUUACCGAAGCCACUGAUUGUUACGGGGCAGUCGUCUGGCCAUCGGCUCUUGUUCUGUGUUAUUUUUUGGAAACUAAUUCUAAACAAUGCAAUUUGGUUGACAAAAAUGUGAUUGAAAUUGGAGCUGGAACUGGCUUGGUCUCCAUAGUAGCCAGUUUGCUGGGUGCCUUUGUGACUGCCACAGAUUUGCCAGAACUACUGGGAAACCUUCAGUACAACGUUCUCCAAAAUACAAAGCAGAAGUGCAAGCACCAGCCUUGUGUUAAGGAGCUGUCUUGGGGAAUUGAUCUGGAAAAGAACUUUCCUAGAUCUUCCUGUCACUUUGACUACAUUAUGGCUGCUGAUGUAGUUUACCACCAUCCAUUCCUGGAUGAACUCCUCCUAACCUUUGAUCACUUGUGCAAGAAUGAUACUGUUAUUCUGUGGGCCAUGAAAUUUAGGUUGGAGAAUGAGAACCGAUUUGUGGACAGAUUUCAGACACUGUUUGACUUAGAGAUGAUUUCCAAUUUUCCCAGUUUGAACAUAGCCUUGUAUAAAGCAAUGAGGAAAGGCAGGAUGAAAGCCAGACCUUCCAAACAGAAGGUCUGAAAGAGAGAUACCGGGAGGUGACACUUUCUGCUCUUCUGCAGCUUUUUCUCUCUUUAAUAAUUUCCAUUUUAGUAGCUGCUGACACUUGAAUGACAUUUCUAGAGAUAGGUAAAACAAAUCAUCAAAUUCUAGUGCAUUCCUCUAAAUUCCUAAAUUCAAUUUGCCAAUAGUGUUACACACAGAAGAGUUACAUCUGUGACAUUGUCUUGACUUUUAUUGUGGAAAGCUGACAAUUCUAAUAACUUUUACAAAUCUUACCAUUAUUGUUAUGGGUCAUAUAAUGAAUAUUUCCAAAAGUUUUCAAUUUCAACUUUGAACAGAAUCUUCAAAAUUCCAACAAGUAUUUAAAAGUGUAGACUAUAAACCUUUGUAUUUAAAAGUUUUGGUGUUAAAUCUGAUAUUUCCUCAUUCUCACUAUCAUGUUAAUCCUUCCUUUGAAUACUCUUAAUAGGAGCUGAGAAAACCUCACCACCUGGAAAACACACUAUUGAGAUAAAGGGAUAGAAUGUAUUAGCUACUCUUAAUGUAAUAAUUAUGCUGUAUUUUUUAUUUAUAUUUAGGGUUUCUUUAACACACAGCCAUGCACAUGAGGCAAGAGGGAGUUAAAUGUUUUGUUGCUUGAACAAAGGUCUCAUAUUAGAAGCAUACAACAUAUCACCAGCUGCCCUUUACAAAGACUUUUAAUUCUUGGUCUGGAGAUCUGCUCCUCCAAAAAUAGACGGUUAUCUGAACCUGAGGGAACAACAGUGGAAAAAGGACAGUGGCCAUCAAGAGAGGAGCUUUGCACUGCUGGUGGCUGGAGGCAGAAAACUAAACCAGCCUUUCAUGGUGUGGCUGAGGCAUGGAUAGGCUUAGAUAUUUGUUUUUUAGUACAAACAAAAUAUUUUUCUCCUAGACACUCCGUACUGCAUGCUCCUAUUUUCAGUAUCCUAUCCAAGAGUUUUCUUUUGGGGAGAUUAAUAAAAUCAUUCUUUCCACACACCAUAUUUUCUGAUUCUAUUUGUAGUUGAUUUUGAGGCCUUCAAGGCUAGACAAGAGCUUUGUCGCCUCUACUCUAGCAGGCAACUGCCCUAGUAAUGUGGAGGCUCUGGGGACUGUCAGUAUUUAUUUUUUUAACUCCUAUCUGUAUUCUCUCAAGGAGUUUUUUAUUUCUUACUGCUGACUCCCUGAACAUAUUAUUAUUUCUAUCUUUGCUUGUGGCAGAUGCAUGUUACUUAUUUACUCUGACACAAGUCUGGGGCAGAACUGUGGUAAAUGUGAUGUGGAAUGUACUUUUUUGUCCCAGCUGAACACUGGGGCCUGGUGUUAGAGGUGAAGUGUUGCAGAGAGGAGAGGCUGAUCUGCCAAAUUUUUCCAGUGUGAACUGGAUAUCCUAGGGCAUCCUUGGUGAAACACAAAGGGUGACCCUAGGAUAAAACUAAAGCAAUUAAUAGCAUGCCUUACCCAGAAGCAAAAUGAAAAGCAAGAUAGUCAAGUCUAUUUUUUAACCUCUCCUGCUGAGAAAUCACAUGUGGGAUUUUGGGCUGGAAGUUAUUAGAGAAAAAUCUAGUCCUGACCGGUAAAUUUCCUGUGACAAAGUUUGUAGAUAGAAUCCUUUACUGGAUCAAUCACUAUAGCUAGAAAAUUAGACUCGAUACUGGUUGACAGAGAGUAUUACCCUUAUGCAUAAUGUUGCUUUGCAUAUGUCCUUAGAUAAUUACAGCUGUAGAAAAACAGACUGCAGAAUGGAAAUAUUUGGAAAUAUUUUUUUUCCACAUUGUGUAAUAGAAACAGUUUAAUAUAGGCAAAUAAAGAAAAAACCAGGGAUCUCUGCCAUUGCUUGAUUA